AGUGCGGAGCCCUCGGCGCCGGGAAGAGGACCUGCUCAGGACACCCCGCGGGAGCAGCAGCACAAGGCAGCCGGAGCCUGAGCCUGAGCCUGAGCCAGAGCCCAAGCCACGUCUGUGCUCCUCUCACUCCUCUCUCAUCCCCCGGCUCAGAAACCGCGUUCCCCGAGGAGAGCGACCGCCCACGCCUGGAGCAUCUUCCUCGGUCGAACCGGUGCUGACAGAUCGGGCGAUAUGAUGCGGCUGCGAGGCUCAGCGAUGCUUCGGGACCUGCUCCUGCGGUCGCCCGCCGUCGCUGGCGCGGCUCUGAGACGGGCACAACCUCUCGCCACCCUGUGCCGGCGCCCCCGGGGCGGGGGCCGGCCGGCGGUGGGCCCGGCGCCCGCCGCGCGGCUCUACCCCUGGUGGGGCGGGGGCGGCCGGCCGGCAGGACCCUCUGCGCGGGGCCUGUCCAGCUCUCCCUCGGAGAUCCUGCAGGAGCUGGGCAAGGGGGGCACGCAGCCGCAGCCCGGGGCGUCGCCGCCCGCACCCUCGCCUGCCCCCGGCUCCAAGGACAGCCCCGCGGAGACGGACGCGCUCGGCGGCGGCGGCGAGGGCAAGGAGCCAGCGGCCGCAGGCGAAAAUAAAAUAAAACAGGGUCUGCUACCUAGCUUGGAAGACUUGCUGUUCUAUACAAUUGCAGAAGGUCAAGAGAAAAUACCUGUUCAUAAAUUUAUUACAGCACUCAAAUCUACAGGAUUGCGAACGUCUGAUCCCAGGUUGAAAGAGUGUAUGGAUAUGUUAAGAUUAACUCUUCAAACAACAUCAGAUGGUGUCAUGCUAGACAAAGAUCUUUUUAAAAAGUGUGUUCAAAGCAACAUUGUUUUAUUGACUCAAGCCUUUAGAAGAAAGUUUGUCAUUCCUGACUUUAUGUCCUUUACCUCACACAUUGAUGAGUUAUUUGAAAGUGCUAAAAAGCAGUCUGGAGGAAAGGUUGCAGAUUAUAUUCCUCAGUUGGCCAAGUUCAGUCCUGAUUUGUGGGGUGUAUCAGUUUGUACAGUAGAUGGACAGAGGCAUUCUAUUGGAGAUACUAAAGUUCCCUUUUGUCUUCAGUCCUGUGUAAAACCUUUAAAAUAUGCCAUUGCUGUUAAUGAUCUUGGAACAGAAUAUGUACAUCGAUAUGUUGGAAAAGAGCCAAGUGGAUUAAGAUUCAACAAACUAUUUUUAAAUGAAGAUGAUAAGCCACACAAUCCCAUGGUAAAUGCUGGAGCAAUUGUUGUGACUUCAUUAAUCAAGCAAGGAGUAAAUAAUGCAGAGAAAUUUGACUAUGUGAUGCAGUUUUUGAAUAAGAUGGCUGGUAAUGAAUAUGUUGGAUUCAGUAAUGCAACGUUUCAGUCUGAAAGAGAAAGUGGAGAUCGGAAUUUUGCAAUAGGAUACUACUUAAAAGAAAAAAAGUGUUUUCCAGAAGGCACAGAUAUGGUUGGCAUACUAGACUUCUAUUUCCAGCUCUGCUCCAUUGAGGUGACUUGUGAAUCAGCUAGUGUGAUGGCUGCAACAUUAGCUAAUGGUGGUUUCUGCCCAAUUACUGGUGAAAGAGUAUUGAGUCCCGAAGCAGUUCGAAAUACACUGAGUUUGAUGCAUUCCUGUGGCAUGUAUGAUUUCUCAGGGCAGUUUGCUUUCCAUGUUGGUCUUCCUGCAAAAUCUGGAGUUGCUGGGGGCAUUCUUUUAGUUGUCCCCAAUGUCAUGGGCAUGAUGUGCUGGUCCCCUCCUCUUGACAAGAUGGGCAACAGUGUUAAGGGAAUUCAUUUCUGUCAUGAUCUUGUUUCUUUGUGCAAUUUCCAUAAUUAUGACAAUUUGAGGCACUUUGCAAAAAAACUUGAUCCUCGAAGAGAAGGUGGUGAUCAAAGGGUAAAGUCAGUGAUAAACCUUUUGUUUGCGGCUUACACCGGAGACGUGUCUGCACUCCGAAGGUUUGCUCUGUCAGCCAUGGACAUGGAGCAGCGAGACUAUGACUCGAGAACAGCACUCCACGUAGCUGCGGCCGAGGGUCACGUUGAAGUUGUAAAAUUUUUGCUGGAAGCCUGCAAAGUAAAUCCUUUCCCCAAGGAUAGGUGGAAUAACACCCCCAUGGACGAAGCACUGCACUUUGGACACCAUGACGUAUUUAAAAUCCUCCAGGAAUACCAAGUCCAGUACACACCUCAAGGAGAUUCUGACGAGGGAAAGGAAAACCAAACCGUCCAUAAGAAUCUUGAUGGAUUGUUAUAACGGUCUCAAGCACUGACCUGUUUCAUUUGGGAAAUGAGUAUGAAGAAUGAGCGGGUGCAUUUCUACCUGGCAGUGAUGUAUAUUUUACGGCAUUUGUCAUUUCAGUGUUAUCGGUGUUUUCUCCAUUGUACGCACAGGACAAAUUUGAUCUCAUUGGGAAAAAAUAGAAAUAAAACAAUCUCCCUCCAUAAUGUGAGCAAUAUUUACCUCGUGCAUUGUACAGUUUGAUGUAAGAGAAAUAGUUACCGAUGCUA
Messenger RNA from Elephantulus edwardii (Cape elephant shrew), 2498 nucleotides. RefSeq names its product glutaminase (gene GLS). Gene Ontology annotation, biological process: L-glutamine catabolic process. The transcript is spliced from 18 exons. The coding region runs from base 232 to 2244 and encodes 670 amino acids. The record is from RefSeq and is a predicted model, not a curated record. Gene Ontology annotation, molecular function: glutaminase activity; protein binding. Lineage: Eukaryota; Metazoa; Chordata; Mammalia; Macroscelidea; Macroscelididae.